Aspergillus affinis is the source of this 1917-nucleotide messenger RNA. Its product is annotated as aldehyde dehydrogenase family protein. The transcript is spliced from 3 exons. The coding region runs from base 1 to 1917 and encodes 638 amino acids. Gene Ontology annotation, molecular function: aldehyde dehydrogenase (NAD+) activity. The record is from RefSeq and is a predicted model, not a curated record. NCBI's taxonomy places the organism in Eukaryota, Fungi, Ascomycota, Eurotiomycetes, Eurotiales, Aspergillaceae.
AUGGAGAGCUGGGCACCCUACAUCCCUCCGGCCCUUUAUACCCUCGCGGAGUCCCUCGCAGAGCCGGUCACGGAGCACGCGCCGUGGGCUGGUCUCGCUCUGGUCUCGCUUGGCGCUGUGUAUCUGGGCUAUGUGUUCGUGCUGGGCCAAAGAGAAGCUGCUGUUGCGUUCAAUGUGCCGAUUCCCCCUGAGGUGCGACCGAAUUGGAAUGGGAGGAAAUGGGAGGAGGUGCAAGGGGAGGAGAAGAGGUUGUUGGAGGGUCAGGUUCGGGGGCAAUGGAGCGACAAGUUGAUCAUGAGCUAUUGUCCCGCGGACGGAAGAGUGCUGGGGGAAGGAACCAAGCCUGAGACGAAGGACGGAGUCGAUCGCAAGAUUAAGGCCGCCAAAAAUGCGCAGGUGGAGUGGGCGAGGACGAACUUUGCGGAGCGGCGGAAGGUUUUGAGGACCUUGUUGAAAUACGUUCUCGAACAUCAGGAUGAAUUGGCCACCGCAUGCUGUCUCGACUCCGGAAAAACGAAAGUGGACGCCUCGUUUGGAGAAAUCCUCGUCACCGCUGAAAAACUGAAAUGGACCAUCGACCACGGCGAGAAGGCCCUGGCGCCCUCCCCCCGACCGACCAAUUUCCUCAUGAUGUACAAGAAGAACAUGGUCACGUACGAACCUCUGGGUGUGAUCGCCGCCUGCGUCUCCUGGAACUACCCGCUGCAUAACUUCAUCGGACCGGUCAUCAGCGGCCUCUUCGCGGGCAACGCGGUGGUUGUCAAACCCUCCGAGCAAACCGCCUGGUCCUCCGCCUUCUUCCUCGACGUCGCCCGCGGCGCCCUGGCCAGCUGCGGCCACUCGCGCGACCUCGUCCAGACCGUCGUCUGCCUGCCCGACGUCGCCGACUCCCUGACCUCCCACCCGGACAUCGCCCAGCUCACCUUCAUCGGGUCCAAGCCCGUCGCGCACAAAGUCUGCGAAUCCGCCGCGAAGGCCCUCACCCCGGUGACCGUCGAACUCGGCGGCAAGGAUCCCGCCGUGGUGCUCGACGACGCGCGCACCAUCCGCGAGCUUCCCUCCGUCGCCUCCGUCCUCAUGCGCGGCGUCUUCCAAUCCGCCGGCCAGAACUGCGUCGGCGCCGAGCGCAUCAUCGCCCUCCCGGGCGUCUACGACCGCCUCCUCGCCCUCGUCUCCUCCCGCAUCCAAUCCCUCUCCAUCGGCUCCAUCCUCCUCGACUCCCCCCCUCUCGGCCCUCGCACCCCAGACAUGGGCGCCCUGAUCUCCCCGGCUGGCUUCUCGCGCCUCGAAUCCCUCAUCACCGACGCCGUCUCGCACGGCGCGCGCCUCAUCCACGGCGGCACGCAAUACAACCACCCCCGCCACCCCAACGGACACUACUUCCUCCCGACCCUCCUCGCCGACGUCACCCCCGACAUGGCAAUCGCGCAAACCGAACUCUUCGCCCCGAUCUUCCUCCUCAUGCGCGCCUCCUCCGUCCCCCACGCCGUCUCCAUCGCCAACUCCACCGACUACGCCCUCGGCUGCUCUGUCUUCGGCUACGACCAACCUUCCAUCUCCGCGUGCGUCCGCGGAAUCCAAGCCGGAAUGGUCGCAGUGAACGACUUCGGGGCUUACUACGCGGUCCAGUUACCGUUUGGCGGUCUCAAGGGAUCCGGAUAUGGACGGUUCGCUGGGGAAGAGGGACUCCGUGGAGUAUGUAAUAUUAAGAGUGUUUGUGUGGAUCGUUGGCCGAAAGUCAUGGCGACGAGGAUCCCGCCGAGGGUCGAUUAUCCGAUUGCGAAGGAUGGAGACGGGCAGAAGGGGGAUGAAGGGUAUAAGGCGUGGGAGAUGUGUAAGGGGGUUGUGGAGACGGGGUAUCAGAUUACCGUUGGGGGGUGGGUUAGAGGCGUGGUGAGGUUGUUGGGGAAUAUGUGA